CGACAACAUGGCGGACGCCGGUGAUGUAAAGGUUUCUUUAGUUUCGGAAAGUACAAAAGUAAGGUAAGAAACGAAACAGAGCUGAUAAACUGAUAGCCAGUAGGCAUUACUUUGCUUCAUUUCGGUGGUGUAAUUCGUGAAAACUGACCUAAAUAUCUGCUGAAAAUAUGGACUGAAAGUAAAAAAUGUCUGGAAGGGUUAAUAUAAAAAAAGGGUAUUCCGAGUACCACCGAGUCUCUUUUUAAAGCCAGUUUCAAACGUCGAACGACAAAUGUGCCGAAUCUAAUGCAAAUGAGUAAGAACAAUAGAUUUUCUUCGUCUUCAUCAAAUUCGGCACAUUUGAAAUUCGACUUUCUAAGCAGCCUAAUCACGUGACCAUGCAGAAGAACGCUAAUUAACUUUUUUUCGCAGAACUUGCAGUAGAAAAAGCAAAACCUAACCUACAAUCGGUGACAAAAUGGGUUGAGACCCUUUGUCUUAAAGUGGACUUUUAGACGUUUUACUGACUUCAAAAGGAGGAAGUAUGGCUUUUCCUCCCCCAUCUCCUCGCAAUGUUGUGCCAUUAUGUUCGAGCUACCUUAGAAAGCAACAAACACCCCAACUUUGAACGGAGGGAACAGGGGAGGGGUGCAGAUUCUUUUGUUUUCCAAAGUUACCCUAUUAACAAUUUUGUCGCUGAUUGUAGAAACAAAUUUUAUUGGCAAAACCUGGGCCCUAAUCUCAAAUUUGAUUCUUGUUAUUUACUAUUGUUUGAGAAAUUAUAGAGGGGGACAUUGGGGGUACCCAAUGCCACAAUACUGUAAGAAAAAUUUGCAAAUACCGAAAUACUGUGUUGAAAAUCGACGAAAUACUGAUACUGCACUUCUGAUCGGUCACUUUCACUUAAGUUGUAUCCAUCUCGCGUGUUUGUUUAUCUCAAGCAUGUAUACACCAAAAAUCAACCUCAACCAUUGCGAGGAAAUGUCAGAAGACCUUGAAUAGACCUUUUUACCGAUACAGCGGCCAUAUUGAAUUAAUUCGAUGCAAGGAGUAUUAUAGGAUGCCCAGGGGGCAUGAGCACAUUUCGUUUGUAUUUUUGAGUGCUUUUCUGGACAUUUUUCCAUGCUUUUCUGGACAAGUUUUCUUAGAAUAAGACUUUAAUGGGAAAAAAGAUCCUUGUGCUGUGUUUGGAUGUAAUAACGAUCGCCUUUCUCUAGUUUAGUAUUAGAGAUAUGGUCUUUCACUGUAUACUUCUCGGGAAAAAGGCGACCAUUAUUACAUCAACACAGGGCACAAGGACUUUUUUUCCCAUUACAAUCUUAUGCUAAGAAAACUUUAAGAAAAAAUGUCCCGAAAAAAGCGCUCGAAAAUACAAACGAAAUGUGCUCAUGCCCCCUGGGCAUCCUAUAAUACACCUUAAAUCGAAUUUAUUCAAUCUGGCCGCCGUAUUGCUAAAAAGGUCUAUUGAUCAGUACAAUGAUCGGAAAGGAUGUCCUACCAAUUUCAUCAUAGAUUAACUGUCAGAAAUUGUGUAAUCAUUCACCAUUAGAUAAGUCUUAAAAAUAAUGACGUGCAUUAGACGGGAGAGUGCAAUAAACAGUACGGCAAUACUGUGAAGGAUCCCCUUUUAUCAAAUACCAUUAGGUAAAAGAAUGAAGAAUGAAAAACUGCAUACCACGGGGCUUAAUGAUACUGCAAUACCGGACGUUAAAAUCAAAAUUACCGAAAUACCACUUGAAAAAAAACUCAAUACCGAAAUACCGUAAGACCCAUGUCCCCCUCAUUAUAUCUACAGUCAAAACCUCCCGGGAGUGACCACUCAAAAUGUGAAGAUCUAAAUUUUUAAAUCUAAUAGCUUGCAUUGGUUUAGUUUCUUAGAAUGAAACAGAAAUAAUUUGUGUCUAAAAUACUGAGAGCUGGUCUAUUCAGAAUUUCAUCCACUCAGCAGAUUAGUUCCUGAUUUUGAAGAUCUUUAAAUUACUAGAGCACUAUAAUAAUAUUAUGUUAAUGUCAUCAGUAAAUGAGUAAAAACUAAGCAGAGACAUCAGGGGUCCAUGAAUGGAUCCUUGAAGUACUCCACGAGUGGCUUUAAUAAAACAAUAGAAUGAUUAACUGUAUCAAUAUAGCCUUUUUUAGAUCAAUUAAAAUACUGCAGCCAAACUCAUUCUUGUCAAUAGACUUAUGGAUUGAUUCAGUAACUCUUAUUGGUGCAUGAUUAGUUGUCAUGAGUACUGUACUGCCCACUGUUCCACCCGUGCUAUAUUUCUUCUAAGAAUACCUCAUUGCAAUAUGUAUUGUUUAUUCUGCCUAUUAUAUUUUAUUUCAUUUCUGCUCUUUGGACUGUAGUGUGGUAUUUACAUAUUCUUUGUGUUAUCCUUCUUUUAAGAGUCAGUUCUGUUUUAAACCGAGAUUCCAGUCAAUAUGGAAAGAAGUUUAUGUUUGAUAAAAAUGAAGAAACAUGCUGGAACUCAGAUCAGGUGUGUGUUGUUUAUAUUGCCUUCCUCUCUAUAGAUGGUUUUCACAGUGACGUCAUCAAAUUGUAAAGUCAAAGUAGCGAGGUUUUACGAAUUCUUAUUUACCCUAGGUUGAAGAUAAACAAAAAGUAAAUCUCUUUACAAGUUUCCAUUCCCCUAGUGUUUUUCACUUUGACAUUACAGCAAUUUGAACUUCUGAGUUUUCACAGUGCGUGACACCAAAAUAGGAAUGCUGUCUUAUUGAAAAAAAGUCUCCCCUCUUGAUUUUCGGCAGUAUGACGAUUUCAAAUAUUAAAAGAUAUGUUUAUGUGCACAUAUGCUAGUUCUCGAGUGAAAGGAAAGAGCUUUUAUAGCAAAAGUGAACUCCAGAUAUUUUUGUUGAUUUUCAGCGGCCAUAUUGGUGGACCAAAACGGUAGACCAAUAUGUCUCCAUACAAAGCUCUACAAAGGUGCAUGAAAAGUUUCGUCAAAUAACUCAGAAACUAUGGGCCACAAAGACCUGAGACUUGGAUAAAUUGUUUAUAUAUUUAUCUUUUAUAACAUUUCAUUUUCUUGGGCUCUUCCACUGGAUGGUUUUCAAUUUAUUUCUUUGUUGCAUGACAGUGAAAACCAUCUAUACUUUGAUUUGUUCUAAGACCCCCCCCCCCCCCCCCCCUUUUUUUUAUUUUUUUUUUUUUUUUCCUUUUUUUUUUUUGGGGCUUUCCACUGGAUGUUUUUUUAUUUUUUUUUUUUUUGGUGUGCAGUUAAAACCCCUUAUUUUUUUUUUUGUUUUAAACCCCCCCCCCCCCCCCCCUCUGGAAAUUCCAAUAAAGCCUCAUACAUUAAUAUUUUCUUUAAAUUAUUUAGUCUGUGAGACCCUCCUCCUCUGGUAGUUUCCAAUCCCUUCCUUUGGGGGAGUAUGGAGACUUUCUGGAACUUAAAAAUAUGUAACGGUUUUGUGUGAAUGAAAUGUUAGGUCAAAAUGUCCAGUCCAAAAUUCGCCCUGUACUCUGUGAACAAUGUCUGAGAACAUGAACUAUCCAAUAAACUCAACUUCAAGAUCAAGUGUAAACAAAGAUUGUUUUAACAUUAAUUGAAACCCACUGAUCUUCUAUGUUUUCUGGCCACCAUAGCAAGAAAAUCAAGCAGAACAAUUCAACAUGAUAAUCUUUUGACAUCUGAUGGUUUUCGUCUAGGGUUCUCCUCAAUUUGUUAUCCUCGAAUUUUCCAAGGAUUCUCAAGUGAAGGAAAUUCAGAUUCAGUUUCAAGGUGGAUUUGUUGGAAAAGAAUGUACUGUUGAAGGAGGCCCAUCAGCUAGCUGCUUAACACCUUUCUAUGAAUUUUACCCAGAUGAUUCAAACACUCUACAAGUAUCCUUUGACCUUUCCUAAUAUGUUGCUAUUUCCUUGUAUGUGUCUUGGUUAAGCACCAAACUUCACAAUAUUUACUAUAGUAAUGUCAGGUUUUGUUAGCAUAUAUUUUUUAACAUAGCAGUCAUGUUGUAAUACCUAUAAGGGUGGGGUGGGUGGGGAAGGCCAAUUCUAAGCUCAUUUACUUACCAAUCCCAUCCUUAUAGGCAUACCCUGGGCAUUGGCCCCAAGUAAGGUCAUCACAAUUUGUAAAGUUGAGGAGAUAUAUUCGUUGUGAUUGACAGUUAUUAUUUGCUGAAGUACCGGUACUUCAUGACUGCUGUCUUCACUCUGUGGCAUGUCCUCAAACUGAAACUAUUCUCCAUACCUGUUCAUCCAAAAAUACAAAUACCUAUGUUGCUAUGAGCAGGGAGCAAACAGUUUGUGUCCUGAACAUUUUGCAAUAACUUAAUCACGAUCUCGAGAUGGAAUUAGAAUGACCGUUAUUCCUCAACUCUACAUUUCUUAGAUUUUCCCUAUCAGUACCUUGAAAAGAAUUAAAGUUUUGAAGAUUGAAUUUACCAGCAGUACGGACCUUUUUGGGAGAAUUAUAGUCUAUAAACUAGAUGUCUUGGGUAACAGCUGAUAGAGCAUAAUCGCACGCUCGUUUUAUACUGAGUUUGAAGAAAGGAGCAAACUUGCAACUAUGGAUGAGGGCCUGCAUCACAAAGUGCCUUGCUAUGCCGGGAGAUGGAUAUGCUGAGCAUGGAAUGUUCAAGGACUUCGACUAUAGAGAGAGGAACGAAAAAUAGCGUGGUGCUGCGCGGAAGGAAUGACGAAUGAACAGUAAUGAAGGAGUUUUGGCCAGACCUUAUCUAAAGCAGUUGUUUUGGUCAUUUGUAGGAUUGUAUGCUACAGUGUACGCACUAAAUCCAUGCAAUUUUUGAUCAUUAUACACGUCAUUUUACGGAUUAGAACAAACCCCAUCAUAAGGUAAAACAGAGCUCUUCUCUUGAAAAACAAACAAACAAAAAAGGCAUUUCAUACUCAUCUUGGACUCGCCACGUGGUGAAAAUUACAUGCCUGCAUCUACAGUAUUUCUGAUUUUCUGUUUUUGUUAAGAUUGUUCUUUCAUAAUGACUGUGCUCGUUGUAAAAUUCAAGACCUUUUUCACGGGUAUAUUGUUGGUGAUAAUUAUACUGUAAAAUAAACACGUUGGAUUUGAUAAUCCAGUAACAAAAACCCUUUUUGAAUAUAAAAGAUGCAGAGACUUUAAAAACAGUAGAAGGGAAUCGAAAGACGGGGUUUAUAGAGCGUUUACACUCACGUGGCCAGCCGCUAUGCAAAUUUAUUGGAAC
This is a messenger RNA of Porites evermanni, 5139 nucleotides long. Lineage: Eukaryota; Metazoa; Cnidaria; Anthozoa; Scleractinia; Poritidae. The record is from the annotation of a GenBank genome assembly.